AAAACUAUCCGGGGAGAAUGACCUUCCGAGAUCUCUUUGCUCUUGAUGAACCCUGGAAUUCUAGUCUAACAGGGCGUGCCUACAUGCAAAACUUGGUUGAUUUGGUCCUAGAAAGAUACAACAGAAUCAACCAAAAGACCCUCACUUGUGAGUAUAUUGUCAGGGCUGUUGUCGGUACUGUCGCCGGUCACAAGUUCUACAUCACCUUCAUGGCCAGAGAGACUCCAGAUGGACAUCUUGUUGAGUAUCAAGCUAAAGCUGACAAAAGGUGCUGGCAAACACAUGUUCACGCCAUCUUCUGCAGGCCAACUCCUCCACCAAAAGUUAUACAGGAGCCAAUGGACGACGACGAUUCUGAUUCUUCCAGUGGUUGUGAGUUAAGUGACGGGUCCAGCCGCGAAAGUGACCAAGAAUGGGAUGUAGAUAGUUUGGAUGACGAAGAGUUCAAGCCCCCGGAAAUGGUGGUUCUCACCGAAGAGGAAAUUGAAAAAAUGCGUCUAUAUAGACCUCAGAUGUACCGGAGCAAGGGUUUCUACGUGGAUGGAGAAAGCUACUCUGGGAUAACAGACUACUUCUCUCAGGUUGUUCUUGAUGAACCCCUUUGGAGAUAUAGGAUUACAGGCCGUGAAUACGUGCAAAACAUGGUAGAUUUGGCUCUCGAAAAAUACAACAAUAUCAAGGGAUCGAGUGUGACUUGUGAAUCGAUUGUGAGGGCUAUUCUGACUAGGGUGACCGGAUUCAAGUUGUACAUCACUUUCAUGGCUAGAGAGUCUCCCGAUGGAGAUCUUGUGGAAUAUCAAGCUAAGACGGAGAAGAAGGUCUGGCAACGUAAAGCUCACGCCAUAUUUUGUAGACCAACUCCAAAAUUAUAAGGUUACUCUCUAUUUGAUUUAUUGUAAAAGCUAACAACUAACUUUGGUUUCUGAUCGCUUUAGUAACACAUGUGAUGUUCAUUUUUGCAUGACAGCUGUUUCAUACCAUAUGCAAACAUAAGUAAUUAAUUGGUCUCAAAGUCA
Camelina sativa (false flax) is the source of this 1016-nucleotide messenger RNA. Lineage: Eukaryota; Viridiplantae; Streptophyta; Magnoliopsida; Brassicales; Brassicaceae. The record is from RefSeq and is a predicted model, not a curated record.